AAAUCAUGCCUUAGAAUGAUUUUGUUGCUUCUUAACAUCUGCCUGAUAUGGACUGCAGGAAACCCCAGGGUCACUCCUGAAGUUACACGGGAUGUAUGUUUAUUGGCUAGAAUGAUGGCUGCUAACUUGUACUUCUCCCAGAUAGAGGAUCUUAUGUUUGAGUUAUCUAUGUGGCGCUGCAAUGAUGAGCUUCUUUCUCGUGCUCAUGAACUUCAUAGGUCUUCAAAGAAGGAUGCAAAACACUAUAUAGAGUUUUGGAAGCAAAUUCCUCCAAAUGAGCCUUAUCGCGUUAUUCUUGGUGAUGUAAGAGACAAGCUGUACAGUACACGUGAACGUGCUCGCCAAUUGUUAGCCAAUGGAAUCUCUGAAAUUCCUGAGGAAACAACCUUUACAAAUGUUGAACAGUUCCUGGAGCCUCUCGAAAUGUGUUACCGGUCACUCUGCUCCUGUGGCGAUCGGGCAAUUGCUGAUGGAAGCCUUCUUGAUUUCUUACGG
Prunus avium (sweet cherry) is the source of this 495-nucleotide messenger RNA. The record is from RefSeq and is a predicted model, not a curated record. Lineage: Eukaryota; Viridiplantae; Streptophyta; Magnoliopsida; Rosales; Rosaceae.